CGCGCAGCGCGUCGCCCGACUCGUCCGACGACCAGGUCAUGGCGGUGCCGGUCGCGAACGGGGCCGACGACGCCGACGUGCUGAUCCCGUCCGUGUUCCCGCGGUGGACGGUGUCGGUGCUCAAGAUGCUCGUGUGGCAGUGGGUGGCGCUCAUGUCGGGGCUGUGGUACAAGCUGGUGCAAGACUCGUACUUGGCAUGGACGGGCGGCGCGGCAGCAGUGGCCGGCAAGAUGGUUGCUGACAAGAUUGUUUUCAACGUGACGGCGUAGCGAGAUGGGGAUGGUAUAUCUAGCUUGCUUUUCAUCUUCUCCUUUUCCCUCUUAAAUCUUUCCGGUUCGCUUCGGGGCGUCCCCCAAGGGCAGCUGGAAGCAAGCGCGGGUGGAACAAAUUGGGUGGCAAGCAAGCAACCCCUACCUGUCAGUUAAUGAAAUCCAACAAGGCGCGACGUCAUGCCUUGUGAGCACCGUGAGUUAGGUUGGUCUCUAGUUUUCGGCUAGGUAGUUAUUGUGUAUAUAUUUCAUCUGGAAAUAAUGAUGACGCAUGACAUAUA
Lasiosphaeria miniovina is the source of this 550-nucleotide messenger RNA. RefSeq lists its product as uncharacterized. The transcript has a single exon. Lineage: Eukaryota; Fungi; Ascomycota; Sordariomycetes; Sordariales; Lasiosphaeriaceae. The record is from RefSeq and is a predicted model, not a curated record. Bases 39 to 269 code for a protein of 76 amino acids.